Messenger RNA from Oncorhynchus masou masou (cherry salmon), 607 nucleotides. Its product is annotated as H(+)/Cl(-) exchange transporter 7-like. Lineage: Eukaryota; Metazoa; Chordata; Actinopteri; Salmoniformes; Salmonidae. The coding region runs from base 14 to 607 and encodes 197 amino acids. Gene Ontology annotation, biological process: chloride transport; transmembrane transport. The transcript is spliced from 8 exons. Gene Ontology annotation, molecular function: voltage-gated chloride channel activity. Gene Ontology annotation, cellular component: intracellular membrane-bounded organelle; lysosomal membrane. The record is from RefSeq and is a predicted model, not a curated record.
CUGUCUCCAGGUGAUGGAGGCCAUGCUAGUUGCCGCGGUAACGGCGACGGUGUCUUUCGCCAUGAUCUAUUUCUCUAAUGACUGUCAGCCUCUCGGACCUGACCAGUCAGAGGACUACCCUCUACAGUUGUUCUGUGCGGAUGGAGAAUAUAACUCCAUGGCAACGGCCUUCUUCAACACACCUGAGAGGAGCGUCCGCAGUCUCUUCCACAACCCACCAGGUUCCUACAACCCUCUGACUCUAAGUCUGUUUACGUUGACCUAUUUCUUCCUGGCCUGUUGGACCUAUGGCCUGACUGUCUCAGCUGGAGUCUUCAUCCCGUCUCUGCUCAUAGGAGCAGCCUGGGGAAGACUGUUUGGGAUACUGCUGGCUGCUAUCACGCCUAACGGAUCGGUUUGGGCCGUUCCAGGGAAGUAUGCUUUAAUGGGAGCUGCAGCACAACUGGUCCUCUGUGUCAUUCCUGAGGUCUUCCUCUGGUGUGAGACCCCGACUGUUUACCUGGUGCUCUCUGUGCUCUCUGGUGUGAACCCUUGCUCUCUGGUGGGAAUGUGCUCACUGACUGAACCGAUAGUGCUCUCUGGUGUGAACCUCUGCUCUCUGGUGUGA